UUGUUUUAUUAUUGUUUCAAAGAAAACUAAAGCUAAUCUAACUUAUUAAUUAUACAAUUAAUUGAACCAGUAUUUAGUUUUAAAAAUGGCUGGGCUUUUGCUAAGCCCUACAGAAAAAGUGUUUAUUGUGCACGGUGUACAAGAUGAUCAUCGCUCCGAUGGACGGACCAAUAUUGAUUACCGGCCAAUGGAGCUAGAGACAAAUGUAGUCAGUCAUGCUACUGGAUCAUCAAGACUUCGGCUUGCCAACACAGAUAUACUUGUGGGUGUUAAAACUGAGAUAGAUGUUCCAACUCCAGAAAAACCUGAUUUAGGAAAGAUUGAAUUUUAUGUAGACUGUUCAGCAAAUGCAGCUCCACAAUUUGAAGGCAGAGGUGGUGAACAGUUAGCUAUAGGUAUUGCUAAAUUAAUGCAAGCUGCAUAUCAUUCCUCAGAUGCAUUUGAUUUGAAACAACUAUGCAUAUUUGAGGGCAAGCAAUGCUGGAAAAUCUAUGUUGAUAUAUUGAUAUUAGAAUGUGGAGGCAAUCUGUGUGAUGCAGUGUCUAUGGCUGUGAAAGCUGCACUUUUCAACACAAAGUUACCAUCAGUGAAGGCAGCCCUUAUGGACGGAGGGAACAUAGAUUUACAGUUAUCUGAUGACCCAUAUGAUGCUAAAUCAUUAGAUAUUGGAACAGCACCUUUACUAGUGACACUGUGUAAAAUUGGUGACAAAUGCGUAGUAGACCCAUCAGCUGAAGAAGAAAGUUGCAGUGUUAUAUCAGUAGUAGUGGGGGUUACAGGGAACCCCAGCAGCUAUAAUAGCGAGGAAAAUGUGUCAGAUACUGCUAAAGAAAGCAAAUUCACUACAAUUGAAAUGAUUGGAUCUGGUAGUGUUGCACCAAAAACUUUGAAGGAUGCAAUGAACCAAGGAAUGGUUGCUGCAAAGUUACUUGAUAAAGCAUUAGGUGAAGCACUCUUACGAGAAAGGCAAGAAACACAAGUCAAAACAAAGAAACAUUCAUAUGGAUUCCUAAGAUAAAAUUAAAGCUAAUCAAAACACACAUUACUUUUUAUUCCUUUAUUGAGA
Messenger RNA from Spodoptera exigua (beet armyworm), 1066 nucleotides. NCBI's taxonomy places the organism in Eukaryota, Metazoa, Arthropoda, Insecta, Lepidoptera, Noctuidae. The record is from the annotation of a GenBank genome assembly.